Messenger RNA from Saccostrea echinata, 2875 nucleotides. RefSeq names its product ATP-dependent DNA helicase DDX11-like. Gene Ontology annotation, biological process: establishment of sister chromatid cohesion; nucleobase-containing compound metabolic process. The record is from RefSeq and is a predicted model, not a curated record. The transcript is spliced from 9 exons. Lineage: Eukaryota; Metazoa; Mollusca; Bivalvia; Ostreida; Ostreidae. Gene Ontology annotation, molecular function: DNA helicase activity; DNA binding; hydrolase activity, acting on acid anhydrides, in phosphorus-containing anhydrides. The coding region runs from base 8 to 2782 and encodes 924 amino acids. Gene Ontology annotation, cellular component: nucleus.
GAAAACAAUGGCGGGAAGUAUGGACGACUUUGACGAAGAAGGGGAUGAUUUGUUAGCUUCUUUCGUCGAAAACAAAGAUGAUCUGCAAAACAAUGUCCCAGUGGAUUUUCCAUUUCCUUUUGAAGCAUAUGACAUUCAGAAAAAGUUUAUGGAAAAUCUGUACCUCAGUCUGGAUAAGGGACAAGUGGGGAUAUUUGAGAGCCCUACUGGUACUGGAAAGUCCCUCAGUCUUAUCUGUGGGGCACUGAAGUGGCUCAAGGAUUAUCAGGAGAAACAGAAGAGGGAUCUCGAGGCUUUGAUUGCAGAGGAGGAGAAAUCAUGUACCAGCUGUGAUGGGGUUUCUGGUGAGUUAGACUGGAUAACACAGUUUGCAGUAAAGAAAGAGAAACAGGAAAAACUUGACAGCGCAAAACAAAAACAACAAAAACUGGAAAAGCAGGAGUCUAGAUUGUUAGAAAUAGGAAAGCAAAAACAGUACAGAAAACGUAAACGAGACCCCCUGGAGGAGGAAUUCGAGGAGUUGAUGAAGGAAGCUGCUCCUGAUGUACAGGCUGCAUACCUUGAGGAGAUUGACAAGGUCAAAGGUCAGGAGGUGGAUCAAGGGGAUGAUGACUUAGUGCCCGAGGAUUAUCAUAGCGAUGAAGAGGUCAAAUCUGAGGAUGUAUCAGACAGUGAGAACAGUGAGGAGGAGGUGGAUCAUGUGACUAAGAUAUAUUACUGCAGUCGUACACAUUCUCAGCUAGCACAGUUCGUCCGCGAGAUUGUCAAAAGUCCUUACGGUUCUAACACCAGAGUGUUGACUCUGGGAUCAAGACAAAAUCUGUGUGUGAAUGAAACAGUGAAAAAACUGAAGUCUUUAUCUUUAAUGAAUGACAUGUGUCUAGAUUUACAGAAAAAUAAAAGUAAAAAGAUUGACAGGGAACCUAGUGGUGAGGCAGUCAGGAAGAGGAGGGAAAAGAAUGGCGGGGGGUGUCUGUAUUACCGACAAGAGACGAUGGAAGACCUGGGGAAUCGGAUAUUGACAGAAAUUACAGAUGUGGAACAGAUUGUUAAAGCAGGUCGCCAGAUGAAGGCCUGCCCUUACUACACUAGUCGUCUGUCUAUACCACUAGCUGAGGUAGUGGUAUUACCAUACAAUAUUAUCCUACACAAGUCGACACGAGAGGCCAGUGGGAUUCGUUUGGAGGGGAAUGUGGUACUGAUUGAUGAAGCCCAUAACCUACUAGAGACCAUUAACUCUGUAUACAGUGUCACAGUGACUGGGGCCCAGUUAACCAAGGCCCAUAGUCAGCUCAGUCAGUAUGAACAAAGAUUCAGAUCCAGAUUGAAGGCCAAGAAUUUACUGUAUGUCAAGCAGAUUCUGUACAUACUGAACUGUCUGGUGAGAUUUCUGGGUGGGAGGGCAGACAUAAAUGGAGCAAAACAAAGUGCUGGGAAAUACGAGACCAAAGUGCUUACUGUUAACCAGUUUCUGUCAGAGAGUGGGUUUGACAAUAUUAACCUGUUUAAGAUUUUACAGUAUUGUCGAAAAAGCCAAAUUUCCAAAAAGUUAAACGGUUUCCUGGAGAAACAUCCGAACAGUGAGGUCAGUGUGGCAGCAGAAAAAGCCAAAGAGAAAAACAUGGGAGUCGCCGGUUUCUUGAAGGAAAUUACGCAAAAUGUGGAGAGUUCAGCUUCAAUGGAAGAAAUGCAGAAGACAAAUGCUUACAAGGGAAAUGAGGAAUCUGGGGUCAUGAGGUCCCCAUUGAUGCACAUUGAAGGAUUUUUUGCCUCUUUGACAAGUGCGGAUAAAGAUGGCAGAAUUGUGCUAACCAAACAGCCAUUAAUGAGCAACUGUUCCUUGAAAUUUUUGUUGAUGAACCCUGCUGUUCAUUUUAAGGAUGUGCUCACCCAGGCUAGGUCAGUCAUAGUGGCAGGGGGAACCAUGCAGCCCAUAGAUGAAUUUAAACAGCAACUGUUUUUUGCUGCAGACAUUGGUCCAGAGAGAAUUCUGGAAUAUUCAUGUGGUCAUGUGAUUGCAUCUGAUCAUCUAUUUGCUCUAGCCAUGAAGUCAGGACCAAUGGGGAUAGAUUUGGAUUUUACCUUUGGUUCAAGAGAAAACUCAGCUCUUUUGAAUGAACUUGGGUUGAUAGUUAGUAAUAUCUGUGGCAUUAUUCCAGGAGGUCUGGUCUGUUUCUUCCCCUCGUAUGAUUACCAGAACCUUGUUUACCAACAUUGGCAGAAAUCAGGCAUUCUCACCAAACUAGAGAGGAAAAAGAGGAUCUUUCAGGAGCCUAAACUGUCCAGCCAGGUGGAGCAUGUCCUUGGAGAAUAUUCAAAGUCAAUCCAAAAGUCCAGUGGUGGAGGGUCAGUUUCAGGAGCCAUUUUGCUGUGUGUAGUGGGAGGGAAGAUGAGCGAGGGGAUCAACUUCUCUGAUGAUCUUGGUCGAGGUGUCAUCAUGGUGGGCAUGCCUUACCCCAAUAUCAAGUCUCCAGAAUUACAGGAGAAAAUGCAAUAUUUGAAUUCCAAUUUUCCUAGAGACAAAAAUGGGCAUCUUCCAGGUCAAGUUCAUUAUGAAAACCUGUGUAUGAAAACCGUCAAUCAGUCCAUUGGUCGAGCAAUCCGUCACCGUGAAGAUUAUGCAACCAUUCUGUUGCUUGAUAAACGUUACUGUAAAGAGAGUGUACGGACAAAGCUUCCAUCCUGGAUUGGGAAAAAUCUACAGAAAAUGGAGAAGUACGGUCCAGCUGUAGCAGCUAUUUCUCAGUUCUUUCGAGGAAAGAAGAGUGAUACAAUGAAUUAGAUUUCAAUGGCAUUUAAAUGAUGUUCCUGGUUAUUAUUUCAUAUACAUGACUAGUUGUUUUAUUACUCUUUUCUUGUUAAAUCUUGUACUGAU